This is a messenger RNA of Cervus elaphus (red deer), 3692 nucleotides long. It is a transcript of the gene DZIP1L, whose product is annotated as DAZ interacting zinc finger protein 1 like. Gene Ontology annotation, biological process: cilium assembly. The transcript has 18 exons. Bases 607 to 2928 code for a protein of 773 amino acids. Lineage: Eukaryota; Metazoa; Chordata; Mammalia; Artiodactyla; Cervidae. Gene Ontology annotation, cellular component: cytoplasm; ciliary basal body. The record is from RefSeq and is a predicted model, not a curated record.
AGGCUCCGCCCCUCCUUGGGGUCUGGUGGGGCGGCUCUCGCGGGAGCAGGAGGCAGCGGAGACCCCGGCCUCCAGCUGCCGGCGCCCGGAGGGUGUCUGUGCCCCGGGUCCCGCAGGUUGGCAGCAGGUGGCCGGGCGGCCCUGCCCCGAGCCGUCCAGAGCCCGAGCUGCCGCGCGGGGUGGGGGUGGGGGAGCCGGGGAGCGGAGGAAGCAUCCCAGGCCGGCGCGGCGGCGAGGAUUCCGGGAACAGCCUUGGUCCAGGGCGGUGGAGCAAGUCGGGAGGCGGGGCCGGGGCGGAGGAGCGGAGCCGCUCUCUCGCGACCUCUGCCCACUGCCUGGGUUCCGGGGACCCCCAGCUUCUCACACCUCCUCCUGGAGCUGAGGACUGGCCAGUGAGGACAACCCCACCUAGAGAAGGCCGGUUCUGCAGUCAAGUGGCUGAUAAGAGGUGUGGGAAAGCAGUCUGCUGAUAAUUCAGUUUGGAGAAAACACGGCGUUCCUGCCUCUGGGGUGUGUGGUCUCCAGGCCCUCUCUCAGCUCCUGUGCCUGUUGCCGUGGCCUUGGUGGCACCCUUCCCCGGUGGCCAGCCCGGGGCUUCCCCCGCCCAUGCAGUCCCCCACCAGCACUGCCCAGGGCCUCAGCGGCCCCCUCUUUGGGGCCUACACUAUCCCCACCUUCAAGUUCCAGCCUCGCCGUGAGAGUGUGGACUGGAGGCGCAUCAGUGCCCUGGAUGUGGACCGCGUGGCACGGGAGCUGGACGUGGCCGCCCUGCAGGAGAACAUCGCCGGCGUCACUUUCUGCAACCUGGACCGGGAGGUGUGCGGCCGCUGCGGGCAGCCCGUGGACCCAGCGCUGCUCAAGGUGCUGCGGCUGGCGCAGCUCAGCAUCGAGUACCUGCUGCACUGCCAGGACUGCCUGAGCGCCAGCGUGGCCCAGCUGGAGGCGCGGCUGCAGGCCAGCCUGGGCCAGCAGGAGCGCGGCCAGCAGGAGCUGGGCCGCCAGGCCGGCGAGCUCAAGGGCGUGCGGGAGGAGAGCCGGCGGCGGCGCAAGAUGAUCAGCGCUCUGCAGCAGCUGCUCCUGCAGACGGGCGCCCACAGCUACCACACCUGCCACCUGUGUGACAAGACCUUCAUGAACGCCACCUUUCUCCGGGGCCACAUCCAGCGCAGGCACGCAGGCAUGGUGGAAGGCGGAAAGCAGAGGAAGCAGGAGCAGCCAGUGGAGGAGGUGUUAGAAGAGCUACGGGCCAAACUGAAGUGGACCCAAGGGGAGCUGGAAGCCCAGAGGGAGGCGGAGAGGCAGCGGCAGCUCCAGGAAGCAGAGAUCAUUCGCCAGAGGGAAGCAGAAGCUAAGAAAGAAUUUGAUGAAUGGAAAGAAAAAGAGCAGGCCAAGCUAUAUGGGGAAAUAGACAAGCUCAAAAAAUUAUUUUGGGAUGAAUUUAAAAGUGUUGCCAACCAGAACUCUACCUUAGAGGAGAAGCUGCAGGCACUGCAGUCCCACAGUGUGAUGAAGUCCAACCUGGGGUCCCUGCGGGAUGAGGAGCCCGAGGAGCGACUCAGGCAGGCUCAGGAGCUCUGGGCUCUGAAGGAGAAGAUGGAAAUGCAGAAAGCAGAAUGGAGGAGGAAAAUGAAGGCACUGCAGGAAGAGCAUGCAGCUCAGAAGAGAGAGCUGCAGGAGCAGAACGAGAGGCUCCAGGCUACCCUGUCUCAGGCUCAGAGGAAAGCAGCCGCCCAGGCCCAGCGCCAGAUCAGUGCCCUCCACGCCCAGCUCCAGGAGCAAGCCAGGCUCAUCGCCUCCCAGGAGGAGAUGAUGCAGGCCAUGUCUCUCCGGAAGGUGGAGGGGAUCCCUGAGGGCCCGAAGACUGUGGACACAGAUGCGGACUCUUCCGAGGAAGAGCUGGAGGACUCCUACAGUGGACAGCAGAAGGUGCUGGAAGCCCUGAGGCGAAACCCCACCUUGCUGAAGCAGUUCAGGCCAGUCCUGGAGGACACCCUGGAGGAGAAGCUGGAAAGCAUGGGGAUAAAGAGAGAUGCCAAGGGAAUCCCCGCUCAGACCCUCAGACACCUGGAGUCCAUCCUGCGAACCCAGCGGGAGCAGAAGGCCAGGAGGUUUUCCGAGUUUCUGAGCCUGAGGGAGAAGCUCAUUAAGGAAGCCACCAGCAGAGUGAAGGACAGACAGAGGGUCGGGGCCCCGGUGUCCCAGCCAGAGGGUGAGGUGCCAGUCAAAAGCCAGCAGAGCCCGCUGGUCACCAAAGAGGCCCAGCCGAAGGCCAGGACCGUGCCUGUGGCACAGCCGUCCAAGCCGGCAGAGCCCCCCGUGACAAGUCUUCAGAGCCGCAGCAGCCAUAGCCUGGGCCUGGCCCCGGGACCCACCCCUACCCCUCGCUCCAGAGCGUCUGGACCCCCUGGCCCCCCUUCCUCCCCAGGGCCUGGGCUGAGUACGCCCCCGUUCAGUUCUGAAGAGGACUCGGAGGGAGAUGCUGGGCCUCGUGCGUCCCUCCAGCCCCUGAGAGUUCCUUCGAGGGUGGGGCCCCGGCCGCAGGAUGACUGGGACUGGUCUGACACCGAGACCUCGGAGGGGAGUGCCCAGUCCCCUGGCAAGGGCUCAGGCGGGCUGGCCUCCUCAGGAACGCUGGUGCAGUCGAUGGUCAGAAACCUUGAGAAGCAGCUGGAGGCUCCAGCCAAGAAGCCUGCUGGAGGGGUCAGUCUGUUCUCAGUGCCCAGUGCCGGGCCACAGAGAGCUGCUGUGCCAGGAGGAAAGCCCCAGCUUUCUGAGGAUGAGAGUGACUUGGAGAUCUCUUCCUUGGAAGAUCUCCCGCAGGACCUAAACCAGAAAGAGAAACCGAAGCCCUUGUCUCGCUCAAAGCUCCCGGAGAAGUUUGGCGCCAGCUCUUGGAGCCCCAGUCAACCCAGGGUCCCUGGCUGGUGAGCCCGCUUCUGAUUCUGGCAGCCAGAGGACCAGCCUUGUCGCCCAGCUGGGGUGGGGCUGGCUCAGAACCCCCCAGCGAUAGGGCUGCUGGGCAUCUUGUCUCCCCCAGGAGCCAAGAGGUCUUCUCCUUGGACAGAAGCAGAGUAGAAGACAGAUAUUAUUUCUCCCGUCCCCCAUGAGAGCCCUGGUAGGGUCCCUUGGGUCCCGGGGCUGAGAAAGGGUUGUAACAGAACCUUGAAAGAGCAUCCUUUUUUUACCUCCAUAUUCACUCCAGACUGAAAGGAGACACUUGGUCUCUACUCUGCAGUGUCUUGUAAACCUUGGCAACACCGUAGAGCUGGGUCUUUUAUGGGGUCCUCUGGGGGACUUACACCUGAGUCAGUCAUUCAGUAAUUGACCCAAAGUCGUUUACUGAGAGUGUCUGGCCUCUUGCUGCUGAGCUGGGGUGUAGGCAGAGAGGGGGAUGGAAAUGAAAAGUACGGGGUCAUAAUAGAGAUUGGGACUUUAGUGGGGAGCACAGACAGAGUCUCUCAGUGCAGCUGGGUGUGAAUGUGGAGAGCUUCCCAGAGCUGAUGUCCUCAGGACCUGCUCAUGGGUGGGAGGGAACGAGGGCCCCCUGGCUGGGGCGGCAUAUCUCCAGGGGACCACAAAUUCAGUUUUGAUAAUAUUUCUAAAAUUAGGUUAUAUACAUAUCUAUGGUAUUUUUUUAAUGUGAAGAGCAUUAAUUUAUGUAAACCCUUAAAUACAGCAUGUUUAUCACUCUC